This is a messenger RNA of Lottia gigantea (owl limpet), 198 nucleotides long. RefSeq lists its product as hypothetical. Gene Ontology annotation, cellular component: mitochondrion. Gene Ontology annotation, biological process: transsulfuration. The transcript has a single exon. The record is from RefSeq and is a predicted model, not a curated record. Gene Ontology annotation, molecular function: thiosulfate-cyanide sulfurtransferase activity. The annotation marks the transcript as partial. NCBI's taxonomy places the organism in Eukaryota, Metazoa, Mollusca, Gastropoda, Lottiidae.
AUCAAGCCUGGUCAUAUACUAAAUUCUGUUAAUUUACCGUUCACUAAGGUUGUUGAUGAAACAACUAGACAUAUUUUACCAGAAGAAGAACUAAAGAAACUGUUUAAUGAUUCUGGUGUUGAUUUAAACAAACCUAUUACAGCUUCAUGUGGUUCAGGUAGGUUGAAUCAUAGCUUGUUAAUUUAUUUGCUAAUUUAA